GGUACGAGUGCAGGUCAAACCAGGUCAAGCAUAAGAGCAAAUAUGGCGGCUUCCGGGUAAUGGAAUUUCUCUCUGCCUUUUUGCUCUGCUCAUUCGCGUUAAUUGUCUGCAUUUUUCAUCGGAUCGUAUAGAGUCAAAAUGAUCAGCCGGGUGCGGAAUGUCGUGAACUCGGUGAUGGGUGGGCUGGCAGCGCUGCCUCAGCCUCCAGAGCGCCCACAGCCCGACGAUCUCGAGCUGAAGUAUCCGUACUGCCGGCCCGAGUUCUUACAGCUCUCGCAAGACGAAAUCCAAGUGUCGGCAGACCAUGUUUCCCGCCCGAUCAUGGUUCCCAGAGAACCUAACAGGCUCCCUUGGAGUGCGGGAUAUGCAGAGGUGAUCAAUGCAGGGAAGAGCCCCAGGAACGAGGACCAGGCAGCCACAACACAGCUCUGCAUCAGUCGGCCUGCCAGGACUUCCAACAGGAACACCAACAAGGCCAACAACAAGGGCAACAACGGCAACUCUGGGGAGGACAACUUGCAACAGGAGGCCAUGACUGAGGAGACUGAGGAGAUGGAUGAGCUGCAUUUUACCUACUUUGGAGUGUUUGACGGACAUGCAGGGACAGGAGCAGCCAUCAUGGCAUCACGCACACUUCACUACCAUAUAAGGGACAAGAUGGCAGAUGUGAGUGAACUUCUCCUGCCCGUCACGUAUGAAGACCAGAACCACCCAGGGUCAGGCUCCAACCAUGGGUCAGGCUCUGGCAAACCUUCCAGCAGGGUCAUCACUAAAGAACAUCUCAUCAUAGGGGCUUUGGAGAGAUCCUUUUGUGAAAUGGAUAGCCAGAUAGAAAGAGAAAGAUUGACGUUCAGAAUAACGGGCGGCUGCACGGCCCUGGUGGCUGUGUUUGUGCUGGGGAAACUCUUCUUAGUCAAUGCUGGAGACUCAAGAGCAGUUCUAUGUAGGAAUGGGGAGGCCAUCCCAAUGUCCAGAGACUUUACUCCUGAAUCAGAGAGGCAAAGGCUACAGUACUUGGCACACCUGCACCCCCACUUGUUAUCCAACGAGUUCACUGCGCUGGAGUUCCCCCGCAGGCUGCAUAAGACUGACCUGGGCAAGCAGACGUUGUACAGGGACCACACCAUGACUGGCUGGGCACCAAAGACUGUUACAGAAGAUGACUUAAAAUUUCCGUUAAUAUUUGGAGAAGGAAAAAGGUGCAGAGUUUUAGCCACAAUAGGCGUAACUCGAGGAUUUGGGGACCACGAUCUCAGGGUUUAUGAUUCUCACUGUCAAAUCAAGCCAUUCCUGACCGCAGCACCUGAGAUCCAGACAUACGACAUGCUGGAGCAGCGGUUUGGUGAGGAUGACUUCCUCAUCAUGGCUUCUGAUGGCUUGUGGGAUGUGGUGGCCAAUCAGGAUGCGUGCAAUGUGGUGUUAGAUGCACUGACACAAUUUCACCCUCAGGACCCCAAUAGAUACACCUCCGCAGCCCAGGAGCUGGUGAUGCACGCCCGCGGCACGCUGCAGGGGAAGGGAUGGCGACGCCCUGCGGAGGACAAACCCGCCUCUGGGGACGACAUCACCGCUUUCAUCAUCCCGCUGUAUCACUAUGGCAACCAGCACCUGUCCAGCCCCACAGUGUUAUCUGAGUCGGAGGAGAGUUCCACCAGGGAGAUGGAGACGGAGACAGAAGCAGAGGCCGACCCUGGUCCCGACUCGUUAGAUCCAUGAAGCAGCUAUAUAAUACUUAUAGCUUCUCCGGGGAAAAACUUGGUCAGCAAUAACGUACUGAACGAAAAGCUGUUUCUUAGUGUUAACAGGUUUGUAGUUACCAAGAACAACCACUGAGAGCUGACUGUUUCUUUUUUUCUUACAGACAAUCAACUUGCAACCUGGACCAUUGUUGGGAUGGUACAUACUUGUACUUGUAUCUCUCUGAUCACUCUUGUACAGUACAAUUUACAGUGAUAUUCAGUCAAACGAAUUACAGGGUAGAAAUUUCUCACUAAGAUCACAAUGUUGUCAAGAAAAAAAGUUAAUAAUCAAAUAGUUGCAUUCUUACUGGUGUCUAUUAGAUUGUGCUUGAGUGUCAUUCAGAAAACCACUAUCUUGUAUUUAAUAGUUGGUGUCAUAAAUGUUUGUGUGCAUCUGUGAUGUAUUUUGUGCUUUAUGUGUUCUCCAUACAUGUAUAUUAUAGCACAAAAGACAUGUGCAAGCCUGCAAGGGAUAUGUACAAUGUCUAUGUUCUUACAAGAAAGAACUGUAUAUAAUAUUAUAUAUGUAACAAAGAUGUUUACAAAGAAUCCUGUGCAGAGAAAAGUUAAGUUAAUGCAAAAUUUUCUUUGUCCUUUUAUACUUUUGAAUUUUAAGCUUUCAUAGUUGGAAGACUACUAGUAAGUAGUCACCUUAUGAAAUAGAUUUGGUUCACUUACACCAAGGAGGUUUUAUUGCUUGCACUGAAAGCAUAGCUUAAUCACAGCCAGAAGUAGUGUUUGCGUUGUUUGAAAAUAUGCAAACAUGUUUCUUUGUACGACAACCACAUAAUCAGAAUGUAAGAUAGUACACACUUGUAACAUCAGGAAAACAUUGUACAAAAUGUACUUUGUGGAGGGUUUUGCAAAUAUUAUUUUACCCUUACCAUUUUUGUACCAUGUAUGGAAGCUGUUGCAAAAGGAAACAUUAGCUAGUCAUAGUCAGAUUGAGAAUGGUAAAAAUGAUUUUUGGCCACAAGCACAGGUUGAUGUAAUUAUUCAAUAGAUUAAAAUACAAUAUAGAUGUUUUCAAGAACACACAGCAUGCAAUAUCGUACUGUGUACAUGUCUAUGAUAGGUGUGCAAUGAUUGUUGGUAACUAGAAGCCAGCAAAUCUUUUUAAAGGAAAUACUUUUGGUGGCUAUUGUAUAGAACAUUCUUCAAAAUGUUCAAGUGUAAGCACAUUGUGAGAUAUCCUCCUCUAGACUAUGCAACUAUUCACUUGUAAUGCCCGUGUCUAUUCACUAUAUUGUGAGCCUCUUUUCUCUAGCUAUUUCUUGUUCAACUUCCCCUCCGGAUCCUGGCAUAUUCACUUUCUGCUGUUACUACAGUAACAAAUCUGGCCAUAUGUGACUACUCUGCACUGGUAAAAUUCACUUGAAAAAUGUCAUGUAUUUGACAAAAGCUUUUACUGUCACAAGUAUAUAUUUCACCUUUUGGCACCAAGCUUGAUACAGCAUGCUGUAAAGCACUAUUGCUGGUUCACUUGUAGAUUAGUUUUGUUGUUGAAGAAGUUCAUUGAAUCAAGGACUGGUAAAAAUAUUUUGUUAUAAAGCUGCUUCCAUAAUGUUGUGCAAAGGCAUUUGAACUGCAUGUAUAGAGUUGCAUUUGUGUCACACUAAAAAACUGCAACCAUAGUAAGGGUUGUACAAGUCAGUGUGCAUACCCAAAAAGUACUUUUGAACAUGUACAGUAAGAUACUAAGUCACUGCAAGAAUGAGGUAUGCAAGUAUGAGGUCUUAUUUAUUGUUCUAUGCACCAAUAAAGAAAGCACCAUUUUUAAUACUAAUAGCAUUUUUGUAUGUUAGUAUCAUACCUAAGCAGAUUUGUGUAUGUCUAGGACAUGACAACCCUAAUAUUAGAUAGAGAUAUUGGAUGUGCUUCUUUAAAUGCUUUUUUAAAACAGGUGUAUACCAAGAAGUAGGUUCCUAUCCAUGAAAUAUUGAGGAAUUUAAUAAUUACUUUUCCCUAAGGUUCACUUUGUUUCUUGGUGACAAUCUUUCUGUGUCAGAAAAUUUUGGUACAUGCAUAAAUUAUGGAGAACAGUGAUACAUGUCCAUGUUUGCAAUUUUGGUUGUGAUAAUACAAAUUAAUAGCCUCUCAGCAGUGUAGGAGACAUGUGUUGAAGGUCUUUCCAAAUUUUCAUAGACUUGAUUAUUGUUCCCUCAGUUUACUUUAUGUGAAUUGACAACAGAAAUGUUGAUGUUACUAGUUCUAGCUCAGGACUGUAGAUAUGAAAGAAUGUACAGACAAUUACAAGAUGAUUAUACAAGGGGACAAUCAGCUGUUUUUAUGUAUUGUUAUUUAUCUGAGAGCUGUGGAAAGGCGGGAAGAGGUACAUUUGUAUUUUCAAAUCGCAUGAAAUGGUGCAGGAGAGGAAUCACUGCAAAAUGUAAGCUUAGAAGAAAAAUGUCAAUGUAUUAUAUAAAUAUCGAAACAUCCCCGAUUUUGAACAUUUUUAACAAGAUAGCAUCAGACAUGUCUUACACCUUUUCAAAACCUUUAAGGGACAGGCAAGUCAUUUUGAAGAAGCUAUCAACAGCUAGUCUUAAAGUUCAAUGUUACAGCUAUUGUGCAAUGUAGUUAUAUGUUGAGCACCUUUCAUUUUACAGAAACAGUAUCUGUGUGGAUGGAAGCUCCGUCCCAAUGGCAACUCCUGGCAAGUGAUCAAAUUAUCCUGAAAUGUUUGGUAAAUUCUCACUUGUUCAGUAGCAACUAUUGUUGUUGGUAAUGAAAAAUUAUUCUUCAAACUGACUUUGUCCUGAAACAGGAGCAAACCUAAUAAUAGAGAGUCAAAGUUUCCUUUAUACAUAUUCACAAAUCAUUGC
Branchiostoma floridae (Florida lancelet) is the source of this 4564-nucleotide messenger RNA. Its product is annotated as protein phosphatase 1H-like. Gene Ontology annotation, biological process: protein dephosphorylation. Gene Ontology annotation, molecular function: protein serine/threonine phosphatase activity; cation binding. The transcript is spliced from 11 exons. NCBI's taxonomy places the organism in Eukaryota, Metazoa, Chordata, Leptocardii, Amphioxiformes, Branchiostomatidae. Bases 139 to 1716 code for a protein of 525 amino acids. The record is from RefSeq and is a predicted model, not a curated record.